AUGAUCUUGAGUGUUCUUCCCCCGGCCGCGCCGGUGGAUUCCUGGAGGGAUCUCGCGCGACUGGUAGACGAAUCCACGUCGCUGGAGCAGGGAAGGAAGAUCCACCGCCGGGUGAUUGAGAGUGGCUAUGGCGAUCACCUCUUCCUCUCCAAUCACCUCCUCCACAUGUAUGCCCGGCUCGAGAGCUCGCGCGACGCGGAGCUCCUGCUCGAUCGAAUGCCCCGGCGCAAUGCCCUGUCCUGGAAUGCGGUGAUCCGCGCAAACGCCCAGGCCGGGGAUUUCCCUCGAUCGCUGCUUUUUUUCCAGCGAAUGCUCCAGGAUGGGAGCCUGCCGGAUGCGGUGGUGUUUCUCAGCUUGAUCAAGGCGCCGCGAACGAUCCAGGAGGGCGAGAUCGUCCAGGAAUUCGCCGAGAAGAGUGGAUUCGAUCGGAGCUUCGUGGUGGGCACUGCGCUCAUCGGAAUGUAUGGCCGCUGUGGGCGAUUGGAUCGCGCCAAAGACGCAUUCGAUCGGAUCCAGGAGCGCGGGGUCGUGUCGUGGAACGCGCUCAUCACUGUCUACUCCCGUGGCGACGAGAAGGAGCAAUCGCUUCGCGUCUUUCGCGAGAUGCUGCUCCAGGGCAUUGCUCCAAACGCGGUGACGAUCAUCUGCAUCGCCAGCGCCGUCGCUGGAAUAGCUGCCAAGAUCACCACCUGCGGCAACUUGAUCCAUUCGUGUUCGAUCGAUUCGGGACUGAUAUCCGUGACCACCGUAGCAAAUUCUAUCAUCAACCUCUUUGGCCGUGGCGGGAAUAUCACUCGCGCUAAUGAUAUCUUCGAAAAAAUGGAUCGGCGAGACGUGUGCUCGUGGAACACCAUGAUCUCAGCAUUUGCCCAAAACGGGCAUUCUUCCGGGGCUCUUGAUCUAUAUGGAAGAAUGACCAUACGGCCAGACGGCGUGACCUUCGUCAAUGUGCUCGAGGCGUGCGAUUGCCCGGACGAUCUCGAGCGUGGCGAAUCCAUCCACAGGGACGUGCGCGCCCACGGCUACGAUUCGGAUCUCAUCGUCGCCACCGCGCUUGUGAGCAUGUACCGGCGCUGCGGCCGCCUGGAUCGCGCAGCCGAGGUCUUCGCCGCGAUCCAGCACCCGGGCGUGAUUACGCUCAACGCGAUCAUCGCCGCGCACGCCCAAUUCGGCCGCGCCGAUGGCUCGCUCCUCCACUUCCGCCAGAUGCUCCAGCUCGGAAUCCGCCCCAGCAAAUUCACUCUAGUCGCUGUUCUUGGCGCCUGCGCCACUAGCGGGGCGGCGGCGAGCGCGGGGCGCGAUCUCCACCGCUGGAUGGCGGAAUGUCCAGGCGAUUGCGACCCCCACGACAUUCUCGUCCGGAAUGCGCUGGUGAACAUGUAUGCGAAGUGCGGUGACCUGGACGCCGCGCGGGGAAUCUUUGACGCGGCGCCGCAGGGCAACGUCAGCACGUGGAAUGCCAUUAUGGCGGGGUACGCGCAGCACGGCUAUGCUAACAUGGCGGUACGGCUACUGUAUGAAAUGCAGCUGGCGGGAAUAUCUCCAGACCCAAUCAGCUUCACGGCCGCCCUGUCAGCGUCCAGUCACGCGCGCCAGGUGGAGGACGGCGCGCGAAUAUUCUACGCAAUCUCCCGCGACUAUGGCUUGAUUCCCAGCGUGGAGCACUAUGGCGCGGUCGUGGAUCUCCUAGGGCGCGCGGGAUGGCUGGAGGAGGCCGAGGGUUUCUUGCGGUCGAUGGCGAUCGCUGCCGACGCGGCGGCGUGGAUGGCGCUGCUGGGCGCAUGCCGGAUCCACAAGGACCAGGAUCGGGCAAUGCGAGCAGCGGAGGCGAUCGUAGCAAUCGACCCUAGCCAUGGCGCGAGCUACACGGUGCUCUCGAAUGUUUACUCUGCGGCGGGGCGAUGGGACGAGGCGGAGGAGAUACGGAGGAGAAUGAGCGAGAAUGGGGCGAGGAAGGAGCCGGGGCGGAGCUGGAUUGAGGUGAAGAACAGGGUUCACGAGUUUGCUGUCAAGGAUCGAUCGCAUCCUCGAACUGGGGAGAUCUACGAGCGGCUGGAUGAGCUGAGAGUGGUUCUCAAGAGCGAGGAGGAUUAUGUCCCGGAUGUGGGAUCGGUGCUCCACGAUGUGGAGGACGAGCACCGGGAGAAUUUGCUGUGGCAUCACAGUGAAAAAUUGGCGCUGGGGUUUGGAUUGAUCGGGACGAAGGAGGGGAGCAAGAUCACCAUCAUCAAGAACUUGCGGAUCUGCGAGGAUUGCCAUGUCGUGAUGAAGCUCACGUCCAAGAACACCAAGAGAGAAAUUGUGGUGAGGGAUUGCUACCGAUUCCAUCACUUCAAUGGUGGAGCUUGUUCGUGCUCUGAUUGCUGGUGAAUUAACUUGCUUGAAGAUGACGAAGAACCAAGACGAAAGCUUGUUUUUGUGAUUCACCAAUAUGCAGAGAAUUGCCCAGAUCCAUUCAUUCAUUCAUUAUGUCACUAUGUCAGAGGAUUUCACGUUGUUCGUAAUACCAGCAGCUAGGACGAAACUACUCUCCCAUUGGCAAGAGCAAGAUUAAGCAUCCAUGCUUGGAACAUCCAUGUAAUUAUGGAUUGGGAUAGAUUGUUGUUCCUGCGAACUUUGUCUAGGUGUAGUAUUAAUUUAUUUUG
Molecule: messenger RNA, 2645 nt
Organism: Selaginella moellendorffii
Lineage: Eukaryota; Viridiplantae; Streptophyta; Lycopodiopsida; Selaginellales; Selaginellaceae
Product: pentatricopeptide repeat-containing protein At4g21065
Exons: 1
Coding region: 1-2370 (789 amino acids)
Biological process (GO): RNA modification
Molecular function (GO): RNA binding; protein binding; zinc ion binding
Source: RefSeq, a predicted model, not a curated record